GCUCCUUCUCCAUUGGCUCCCCCUCCGUUCUGAGCUCAGCUAUCACUCCGAGCCCAGCCUUCAUACAACACAGCUGCGUGCGCCCAACGUGUGUGUGUGCAUCCAACCCACGCUGCCUUGAAUCGGACUCGGCUUCUCACGCUGCUCCGCUCGAAGAAGAACAAGAUGGAGAAAAAGAGCGAGAUCAACGGGCACGCCAUGCCCAGCUCGGCCUCUACCGACCGGAUCCUGGAGAAAAGCGCGAAGAAGAGCUUCAGGGAGAAGCUGAUGGAGUUUCUGAGCAAGAACCUGCUGGUGAUCAUGACGGUGUCCGGGGUGCUGGUGGGCGUCGGGCUCGGGAUGAUGGUCCGAAACAUGGAUCUUACCAGGGCGCAGAUGACCUAUUUCGCCUUCCCGGGAGAGAUGCUCCUCCGGAUGCUGAAGAUGAUCAUCCUGCCUCUGGUCGUCUGCAGCCUCAUAUCCGGCGCCGCCAGCCUGGACACUCGCUCCCUGGGCAAGCUGGGUGGCAUCGCGGUCGCCUACUUUCUGGUGACCACGCUGAUCGCCUCAGGGAUCGGGGUGGCCCUGGCCUUCAUCAUCAAACCCGGGGUGGGUGCAGGAGCCCUGAACACCAACAGUCUGGGACUGGAGAGCGUCACCAGCAACAAGGAGACCGCUGACUCCUUCUUAGAUCUGGCCAGGAAUUUAUUCCCGGCAAACUUGGUGGCUGCUGCUUUCCGUUCUUAUGCUACUGACUACAAGAUGCUUGCUGUGGGGAAUGACACCAAUGGGACCACCCUCUACCAAAAGGUGCCUAUUGGUACAGAAACAGAUGGCAUGAACAUCCUUGGUCUGGUAUUGUUUGCCAUGGUGUUUGGCGUGGCGCUGAGGAAGCUGGGAGAUGAGGGGGAAGAGCUCAUUCGUUUCUUUAAUGCUUUCAAUGAGGCCACCAUGGUGCUGGUUUCCUGGAUCAUGUGGUAUAUCCCUUUUGGCAUCAUGUUCCUGGUGGGCAGUAAGAUUGUGGAGAUGGAAGAUGUGGUUCUUCUGGUCACUAGUCUGGGAAAAUACAUCUUUGCUUCAAUCCUGGGCCACAUUAUCCAUGGAGGCAUUGUCCUGCCGCUCAUCUACUUUGGCUUCACACGCAAGAAUCCCUUCAGUUUCCUGUCAGGCCUCAUCACACCCUUCACCACCGCCUUCGCCACCUGCUCCAGUUCAGCAACUCUUCCCUCUAUGAUAAAGUGUGUGGAGGAGAACAACGGUGUGGACAAACGUAUCAGCCGCUUCAUCCUUCCCAUCGGAGCUACUGUUAACAUGGACGGAGCGGCCAUAUUCCAGUGCAUUGCUGCUGUCUUCAUUGCUCAGCUCAACAAUACUGAGCUGAACGCUGGACAGAUCUUCACCAUCCUGGUGACAGCCACUGCCUCAAGUGUCGGUGCAGCAGGCAUCCCCGCUGGUGGCAUCAUUACCAUCGCCAUCAUCCUGGAGGCCAUCGGCCUGCCGACCAACGACCUCUCCCUCAUGCUGGCUGUUGACUGGAUUGUGGAUCGUACCACCACGGUGGUGAAUGUGGAGGGCGAUGCUCUGGGUGCUGGUAUCCUCCACCACAUCAACCAACAGGAGAUGAGGAAGCAGCAGGAGCAGCAGAAGCAGCAGGAAGCGGAGCUGGCGGAGGUCCGGGUGGAGGCCGUGGCCAACAUCCAGGCGGAGGAGGAGACCUCACCGCUGGUCACACACCAAACCAAAGCCUCGGCGGCCAUGCCGGAAGCCAUCGAGUCAGUCCUGUGAACUCAAAGACUUUUUCUCUAGCCCCCUGACCUUUUGACCUAUCAGUACUUCUGCUGUUGUUGCUGACGGGACAUCGUUCUGACACAGUGUCCAUCCAAAAAAAACAAGGUCACUGAUGAUUUCACUUGUGAGGAAAAACAAAGUGCCAUAGUAACAGUCUGUCUAGAGCACUGACAGUUUAUCUUGUACCUAGUGCUGCCUUUUGUGCUGUCAAAAUUCAGCCACUUGGUCUCAACAGCUGGGUUUCCAUCCAGAUAUUUUAAAGCAGAUUAGGUUAUGAUGAUUGGGGAUUAUUGCAUUUGAAAAAAUUUCCUUAAUCCAGCUAAAAAGUUUUUUUUAAAUUCUCAUUUGAGUUGGAUUUUUUUGUGUUUUUAAAAUUAUUGAUUAAGGCAUUUUGCGAUGAAAACACAGUGUGUGUUAUAUAUCCCUUAAACAUUCCCAUAAAUGUCGUAGCUCUGUUUGACUGAUACACUGUAUGAGAUGCUCACGGCCAUAAGUUUGUUCAUGAGAGCAUCAUCAGGUACAUUUCUUUGUUUUAUCUUCAGACAGCAAAUACAACGACCAACAUUAACCACAUAACACUAACAACUUGCCAAAUGCUGACAAGUCCAAGGGUCUAACACAUGCUUGACAGUGUCCGUUAUAACCUAAUUACACCUUUGGGACGUCUCUUCACUCACUUCGCUUCAGCUGGUGGAAGUGUUUGCAGUUUACAUUUGAUUUUAGCUCACUGCUUCACACUCUUUGCUGCAUGGAAACAGCAAAUUCUGCCUUUCAAAGUUAAAUCAGAUUGACAAGGAAACUGUUUGGUCCCAAGUUUCAAAUAGUUGUUUGUCGUAACUCAGAGAGGUGUUUACAAGAUGUGCCCAGACUUUUAUUUGCUGACCACUAAAGUCAGCCGACAAUGUCAAACAUUAACCCCUUCAAAUGACAGGUUAAAGAUUUGUCCUCACACAACCAGUUUAUCUGGUGACACACUGGCCCAGUAUGGUAAAGCAUUUUGAACAUUGGCCCAUUUGAAACAGUGUCUUUAGAUGUAUGCAUUGCCAUUAUGUAUCAUGCGGGAAAACCCACUGAUACAUGUUAUAUCCCCCGACUAAUCCUAUUUAUCCCUGAGUAAACAGAACACUGGGGUUAUUUACAUAACCAAGGUUCUCUAAAUCUCUGACACCACAGAAAAAGACCUCAGAAAAAGCCAACUGCACACAUAAGGCACAUAUCUUAACCUGCCUUCCUUUCCCAGUUGAUUUCAGCAUUUUCUAAACAUGCUCCUCUAAAUGGCUACACACUGAACAUUCAGAUAUAUCAGCUAACGUUGGCUGGCCUUUAAAAGUCAGAUUUAUGCAUCAUCAGUUUGAAUUAAGCGAGUUAGCUGUGCAAAUAUGUGUGAGUGUUGGCAUCUUUCUUACUAAUAACCUGCUUUAUUUAUAAAAGAAGCAUUUAGCUUUGUUGCUAUUUGAUUUUGAGAAAUAUGCUACAGAGGAGACUGUAAAAUAGCUAACAUUAGUUUGUUUGGGUCUUUGUUUGCGAGCUGACUAGCCAGAUAAAGCAAUGUUAACAUGCAGCUAUCAUUAAUGCCCUUAUUUUUUAGCUAAUGUUUGCGUAGAUAAUAUCACAUGUAAACACUAAGGUGUGCUUAGCUGACCUGAUACAUUAGUUAGCUAGCAAUUUUAACAAAAUAAACAGAUGAAGACAAAAGCUGAAGACCGCCAACAUGGCCCCCAUAGAGUGAGUUAUUUAAAGGCAUCUUGAUUAGUCCCCCAGGGUUUGAAGCCAACUUUGGUCAUGGCCAAACAGUUGAAUUACAACCUCUGAGCCCAUCAUGUGAUGCCAUUGGGCCCAAAAAGACUUUUUCUAUAGACUUAUAUUGUGAAAGAGACAUCUCUAAAUCUGCAGAUGCAUUUUUUGAGCGUCACCAUCCCUGUGAUAUGACUCAUUCCACUAUCAGGAUUAAAUCCUUUGUUCCAAUAACAAGUCCAGAAGAACCGCAAGAUUAAAUCAUUUUAUUUCCAAUCAAGUUAGGGAGCGCUAAACCAGUGGAUGUCUCUCCGUUCAAUUUUUUUGGGCUUCAUGCACCUCUGAGCAAUUUUCAUAGGAGUGAAUGAUGUCCCGGCUUCAAAGCUGUAUCCAGGUCCUUUAAUACAUCCAUGAUUUUGAUGAGCUCAUUGGAUCCUGUUAAAGACAUAGCCAUGGAACAUAAUUACAGUUAAUCAGGCAUUCGUUUGGAAGUACUGUAAACACACUAGUUUGUUGAAAACACUCCAGCCUCCCAUUUAUUGAAGAACAGAUACAGUUGUCAGGAAGGUCAGUAGUUAAGGGUUAUAAAAUUCCAGCACACCCACAAAGAACUGACUCAAAGCUUCACCAUAUGAUAAUACACAAAUACUCCCUUAAAAUGUUUAAUGAGUCUACAUAAUUCUGUUUAUCAUUAUUUUCUGAGUUGAUUUUAGAGUAUUUUUUCUGUGUGGUGUUUCAGAGGCUUGCGUCAUAAUAUAAGCCUGAAAGUUACAUGAUGUUUGUUAAUACCUGUAUUUCAAUUGUUUGAAAAGCUGAAGUCGAUCGUUCAGUUCAAACCAGGCUAUGCCACAGGCCCUGAGUCUUUACCAAACCUCUUCCUCUAUUGACAAUAGCAGAUAUUAACUCAAUGGCUGACGACUUACAGCACAUUUUUAAUUCAGUCUGUAUGAUACAUUUGAAGCUGUGGUUGCUAGAUCAUUUUAAAGGGAAAAUUAGUCAAAACAUUAUCAUGGCUCAAGUGUCGGUUUUCCUUGAUCUAGGGAUAAAAACUAUAUGGAUUUGCAGCAUGCCAUAGUUGUUGCACAUAAAGGAAACUGCCAAAUUUGUGACUAUUUAGCAGAAAGUCUCCCUUUAGGAUGCAGGACUCAACUGACAGAGAGCCUGUGCUGUCCUCUAGUGGUGGCAAGCAUUAAUGUGAAAGUAGUACUGAGGGUGAUCAUAUCGCAGAGCUAAGUUGAACCGUUUCUGUGUCUGCUGAGACACUUGAGAGUUGGCUUUGUUGAAUAAUAACUGGGAUACUAUUUCCUGUAUCUGAUCUAACAUUGAUGAGAAAAACCCUAAUGAUGAGACUGCUCCAGUCCUGUGACGUUAUACUUUAUUUUCAAGUGAAACCCACUAAGAGGUGAAGGAACAUCAUGUUUGUGAAAUAAGCUUAAUGCAUGUUGCUGUCCCCUGAUGUCUGAGACGCUCUUUAUGAAGUGAUGGUGCUGCUUUAGUUUUGGAUCACGAUUGUAUGUUGAAACUUUGUGCUCUAUAGAGAAAAUUUCGUACUCAUCACUUGAGAUUUAACAGAUGACUUUUCUAAGCUAACCACUGCUCUGUUAACCUGAAGCUUUAUGAGUAUAACUGGUACAAUCACAUGUAAUUACAUAUGAUGUGGUACAUGUACUAUAUAUAUAUAUUUGAUAUUAAUUUAUUGUAAUUGUUUUAACUUUUUGUAUUAUUUGUACUUUCUCCUUUUAACACUUUCUCUCAGUGUCAAUUUUUUUAUUAUGAUAGAAUUUUUAAUGAACUCUUCUGCCAGUGUUUCUGAUAACCUCUUGUUAGAAAUGUGAUUUAAUUCCUGUUGUGUGUUUUUGUUUUGGAAUAGCUGCUACCUUGCCUGUACCAUGUCACUGUCUAACACUGUAUGGCUGUCUCUUUGCUGUUGGUCCUGCUGUCUGUCAACAUUAAAGGUGUUUCAGUACAUUUUUCAUGCAACGCAAACACAAAGGCUACCGAUUUUGUACUAGUUAUAAGGCCAUUUUAUAAACGUUUGGUAUUACAAUUGAGGUUUAUGUCAACACAAGCUGUUUGUCUGAUUGCAUGUAGUUGAAAAAGAUGCCCUAUGAAGGCUUUUGUUGAACCAGGCCCAUUAUACAGGAAUAACUGAUGCAAUUUUAAGGGCUAAUCAUUUUUUCUGACCAUCACACAUUAGUAUAUGAUUGAUAAGGUUCUUGGUCAGUACAGUAUGAAUCAGAGAGUUCUUGGCCUGGUGCUGAUGUUUCUGUCUCGUCAAAAUGUCACAAUUUGUGCCAGAGCUUUGUAACACUUAACUCAUCUGGCAAACUCAUUCAUGCCCAGCCAAGUUGCCAGAAGAAAAUGUUCGCAUUAUACGUUUCUGCAGACCACUAAUUCAUUUCAUUUGCAUGUUUCAUACGUAUCAUAUGUCUAAACUGAUAUAAUAUAUGAGCUGACUUGACUGUCAUUGGAAGGUGGAGAGGAUAGUGGAUGGCAUGACACCCACAGGUGAGAUGCCUGCUAAGCUGCAGAGCACUCAAGACCACUGUUCAAGGACAAGAAAGCUUUUUAGCAACCUGUCAAGGCAUUCCCACCAGUGUUUACGGCACUGAACCUGGGUGUUUUAGCAGCACAUUGCAAUGUUUCCCAGUGGCAUUUGUGGCUCUGAAAGUAAGUGAUUUUAGUAGCACAUCCCAGUGUUUCCCUCCCCAAAUCUUGGUGUUUUUCUCUGACUUGUCCCUGCUUUCCAGCUACAACUUGUUUGCCACCGAAUGUGGGCCAAACAUUGUAAGCCAAAAUAUAAUCUUUUCUUAACCAUAACCAAAUGGUUUUUGUGCCUAAACCCAACCACACCCUCCCCACAGCUUUGUUGAGAAAGUUUCAACGUAUCUGCUACAAUAUAAUGUACAAAUCCUAAGUGCUAAUAUCGUAGGCAACUGGACUGCUACGAAGUUGCAUAUACCAGAUCCACACCCUGUGUAGGUGGGAACCCUUGCAGAGUCGUCGUCGGGUUCCCACCUACACAGGGUUUAUAGCCUGCAACUUCGUACCAGUCAUUUAGAACUGAAGAAGCUUCUUGGAUGAGAGGCAAAAUGUCUUCAAGAAACGCAAGUAAGUCCAGUUGCCUACGAUGUAGCACUUACGAUUACCAUGACCUGGAUGACUGAGAAUCUUCACCAACAUAAUGUACAAAUGUAUUGUAUUUGUGGUUUGCAUAAAUGUAAAAAAAAUUUCCAGCAAUCCUGCCAAUGGAAAAUCUAACAUUAGUACUAGUAAUAUUGUUACUCUUAAUUGCCAUCAUUAUUAUAAUGAUAAUAAAAAUAGAGUUUAUGAAAGCAUACUUUUAUUUAUUUUAAUUGAGGGUAAAUAUACAUAAAACGUUCUCAGCCAGCAGAAUUUAAUUCAUUAAAGUGUACAGAAACUUUUUUUUUUAAAUUUGGAACUUGAUGUUGGAGAACAGGAAAGAGGGUAGAACCAGAGUGAAAUGUGAAGAGAGGCUGAGUUUGCUGAGGAAACUAAUGUACUCUACUGUGUAAUGUACUGUGUAGUUGUGACUGGAAAAGUGUUAUAAAUACAGUAAAGACCUCAAUGGCAUGUGUGUCACGAGGACUUUUUAGUCAGUACAUCCUUGAUUUCUUUCCUUUCUUUGCCACUCCUGGAAAUUGUUUUUCAUCUGCCACCAUGGAGGAUCAUCCAAUCCCUUAUAUACAUAUAGACAUAAGGAAGAGACAUGAGUGAGGGAAGCAAGUAGAAAACACACACACACACACACACACACACACACACACACACAGGGGACAAACAGAGGCACCACAUUCUUUUAAUCCCAAAGCAUUUCCAGACUUGGAAAUUUUUUUUCUUAUUUCAUAGCUUUUCCAGGAAUUUCAUGACCGUGGGAACCCUGCUGACAUCCCCACCCAUCUACACACCUGUUCCCAUUUUCCUCAUCGGCCCUACUGUUUGUAGCCGGCUCUUUUCCACACACUUCUUUUUCCAGCGAGAGUUUCAAAGUUGCCAUGUGCCUCAUGCCUUUGCUUUCUAGCAUAAUCUGUCUAUUAUCUGUCACCUGUUUCCUACCUGCCUGCCUGACAUUCUGCCUGAUCCUUUGAUUCUUUUUUAACGCUUUUUGAAAAGUUUGCCUGUUCAGAGUGCCCUCCUGGUGUUGACCCAUGUCUGACACAGAAUUCUGUAAGCCUGUACUGUCUCUGGU
Epinephelus fuscoguttatus (brown-marbled grouper) is the source of this 7711-nucleotide messenger RNA. It is a transcript of the gene slc1a4, whose product is annotated as solute carrier family 1 member 4. Gene Ontology annotation, molecular function: L-serine transmembrane transporter activity; symporter activity; L-threonine transmembrane transporter activity. The coding region runs from base 166 to 1764 and encodes 532 amino acids. Gene Ontology annotation, biological process: L-serine transport; L-glutamate transmembrane transport. Lineage: Eukaryota; Metazoa; Chordata; Actinopteri; Perciformes; Serranidae. The record is from RefSeq and is a predicted model, not a curated record. Gene Ontology annotation, cellular component: plasma membrane. The transcript is spliced from 8 exons.